Messenger RNA from Dendronephthya gigantea, 777 nucleotides. RefSeq names its product mitochondrial fission 1 protein-like. Gene Ontology annotation, cellular component: peroxisomal membrane; mitochondrial outer membrane. Lineage: Eukaryota; Metazoa; Cnidaria; Anthozoa; Malacalcyonacea; Nephtheidae. The transcript has 5 exons. Gene Ontology annotation, molecular function: protein binding. The record is from RefSeq and is a predicted model, not a curated record. Gene Ontology annotation, biological process: mitochondrial fragmentation involved in apoptotic process; autophagy of mitochondrion; mitochondrial fission. The coding region runs from base 52 to 480 and encodes 142 amino acids.
ACAGCACAAAGUAAAAGUUGCAAACUCAAGUUUUUAGACUUUUAAUGAGUCAUGGAGCCAGAAUUCAAUCGAGAAGAUUUGGAGAGAUUUGAGAAAAAGUAUAAAACGGAACAAGAAUCUGGACAUGUUGCGAGAGACACACAGUUUAAUUACGCUUGGACUCUAAUACAAAGCCCAAAUACAAAUGACAUAAAAAAGGGCGCUCAUUUGUUGCAAGAUUUAUGUACACAUGGUAUAGACCAAAGAGAUUAUGUGUAUUUUUUGGCUGAAGCAAACUACAAACUUUCGGAAUACCAAAUAGCAUUAAAAUAUAUUAACAGAGUUUUGGAUAUAGAACCAAAUAACAAACAAGCGAAGGAACUAAAAGAAAAGAUUGAACAAAAAAUGAAAAGAGACGGUGCAAUCGGUGCUAUUCUGGUUGGAGGAGCGACAGUGGCUGCUGUUGGUGCUUUGGCAAUGAUGUUUGUCAAACGAAAAUGAAUAAUUGUAUAAAUGGGAGCAUAAAUAUCCAGUAAUUUGUAGAGUACCUUAAUUGAUGCUAAUUAAUAUCAAUUAGACGUUCGUUGUCGAAUGUCUAAUCAAAGAGUAUACAUAGAUGAUCAAUGGAAUACAUGUCUUUUGUAAAUAUCUUCUAUGUGUUUACACUAAAGAGUGUAUAAAAAAACUGACCAAAUUUGUGGUUCUUUUCUUAACCAUAGUUUUUUUUCAUCAUUAAUACUAACCAAAAGCAGCCAAUCAGGCUUCGUCAACGGAAAAUGUUCGCGUUUUUCAUGUUAA